Mesocricetus auratus (golden hamster) is the source of this 1704-nucleotide messenger RNA. RefSeq names its product testis specific 10 interacting protein (gene Tsga10ip). The transcript is spliced from 8 exons. The record is from RefSeq and is a predicted model, not a curated record. Bases 40 to 1680 code for a protein of 546 amino acids. Lineage: Eukaryota; Metazoa; Chordata; Mammalia; Rodentia; Cricetidae. Gene Ontology annotation, biological process: cilium organization. Gene Ontology annotation, cellular component: cilium; ciliary basal body; photoreceptor connecting cilium.
GAGUUGGCAGGUGGGGGUGGGAAAGGGCAGGGUACCAAUAUGCUAAAAUCUGACCAACUGUUGACCAGGGCCAUAUCGGAGAGAUCAAGGCACAGCACAGAGCCCUUGGUUCCAGCGACAGCCACAGGGCUGUUCAAACUUCUAUCAAGCAUCUCUCCGGAGGAGGAGCAGGGAUGCUUCGGGAGUGGCGACAGCCUCCACAGUCAGAGCUGCCAGCUGCGGAGAUCUCAGAGCGCAGGGCAGACACCAAAGAAAGAGCGCAAGCCCCGGAGGCGGAACAGGAAAGGACAAGGCUCAGCUGAAGCAGAGGAUCUCUUCACUCCACCUUCUCGGAAGCCUUCCUUCCCUUUCCAGUGGGCCUGGGAAAGCUUCAUCAUAGAUGGCCAGGCUCUGCUUCAGACAAGUUCCUCUGUGGCCCUGUGCCACCGAUCCAUGCUUUUGCCCCCGGCAGCCCCCCAGCUCAAGUCUAAGCGCAAGUCAGUAGCCAGCCUCCCAGAAGAGCCUGGCUUCGGCCAGAAGACGGAAGUGCAAACCCUGGAGAGGAGACAACAGCUGGGAGGCUGCAGCAGCAUCACCCUCCCUGUGGGCAAAGCAGAAAGCCAAGGGCUGGAGCGAGGCAGCCAGAGUGGGCUCUGCCCACCAGGAAAAGGGUCAGGGGCAGAGUCUGAGGAUGUCUCAGAAGCAGAAGGCCAGGAUGCUGAGGAGGCAGAGACGGUUCAGAGCCCUGGGGAACUGCCCCAGCUGCCAGGGAGGGGCUUGAUCUUGGAGGAGGAGUGGAGCUCAGAGGAGGAGGAACACAGCGCCCCCCACAGGAGGAAGAGCAGCUCUCACGAUAAGGGAAGGAAUUCUGGAGAGAAGGCAUCAGAAGAAGGGGAGCUGCAGGGCCAUAGCCAAAAAAGCGGCUCCAGUUCCAACAGCCUCCGAAAGCCACAGAGGGGGAAGACAAGGGCCAAGGAGCUCAAGGGGCCCUGGGACCUGGAGCGACUACACAGGCAGUUACAGGAGGAACUGGAUUGUGGUCCCCAAAAGCAGACCUGGAAUGCUUUGCGGGCAGCUGUCCAGGCCUCUACCAGAAAUAGGAAGACCUCUAUCUUGGGAGAUGAUGAAAGUUUCUUGUCUGCCAACUUCCCUAAUCGUACCUUCCAUAAACGACAGGAGGCCACCAGAAACCUGCUGCAUGCUUGGCAACGGCAGCAGCUGGAGGAGCGGCAGCAGGCUGAGAUGCGCAGGGCGCGGGAGCAUCAGGUGCAGCAGCAGGUGGCUCGCUGUCUGGCAGCCUACACACCCCGGGGGAGCAGAGGAGCCCUGGCUGCUCAGCGCAAACUAGAGGAGCUGAGGCGAAAGGAGCGACAGCGUUUUGCUGAGUACCAGUCAGAGCUGCAGGGCAUCCAACACAGGGUGCAGGCCCGGCCCUUCCUGUUCCAGCAGGCCAUGCAGACCAACGCCAGGCUCACAGCAAAUCGGCACUUCUCGAGGGUGCUGUCAGCACUGGGGGUAGAUGAGGAACAGCUGCUGGCUGAGGCAGGCAAUGCAGAGGGCAUCUCCCGGAAGCACAGGAGCCACCGGUCAGUUGGAGUAGAAAUGGAGCCCUCUUCUCAGAGUCCCCCAAAGAUAGAACCCACCAGCAGUCAGCCUGGAAAACUCCCCUCCCCAACACUGGACCUGGAUCACAAUCCCUGAAUAAGAUUAAAUGCUUUAUGGCAA